Ahaetulla prasina is the source of this 610-nucleotide messenger RNA. It is a transcript of the gene NOP10, whose product is annotated as NOP10 ribonucleoprotein. The transcript is spliced from 2 exons. Gene Ontology annotation, biological process: rRNA pseudouridine synthesis; snRNA pseudouridine synthesis; ribosome biogenesis. Gene Ontology annotation, cellular component: box H/ACA snoRNP complex; box H/ACA telomerase RNP complex. The record is from RefSeq and is a predicted model, not a curated record. The coding region runs from base 151 to 345 and encodes 64 amino acids. Gene Ontology annotation, molecular function: telomerase RNA binding; box H/ACA snoRNA binding. Lineage: Eukaryota; Metazoa; Chordata; Lepidosauria; Squamata; Colubridae.
GGGGGAGGGCGGUUCUUCCUUGGAGGAUUAAAGUGUAGGGGGAUCCCGGAAGCGGUGACAUAGCCACGUGCCUGUGUGAGCGGAGAAGUGCGUUUUUUGUUUCACAAUAAACUGUGAAGUCAGCGGCGUUGCGGUUGCAGCUUGGCCACAAUGUUUCUGCAGUACUACAUCAAUGAACAAGGGGAGAGAGUCUACACUCUGAAGAAAAUGGAUCCAUCGGGCCAGCCAACAUGUUCAGCCCACCCUGCUCGCUUCUCUCCUGAUGACAAAUAUUCUCGACACAGGAUCACCAUCAAGAAACGCUUUGGUGUCCUGAUGACCCAGCAGCCUCGGCCUGUGGUUUAAAUGUGCGUCCAUCCUGCUUCCCAAGUUACAAAGGCAGCGAGAUAAGCUUCGGGAGCAGCUUUGAAGAAGUGGAUGAAGACAAAAAAUACCUGACGAUCUGCAUUCUGCCAUCCAUGUUGUUGAUGUUUUUCAAACUUGAUUUAAAUUCCCUUUGUGUUCUGUGGACGAGGAAUGAAUGACAUCCUGCAAGAAAGACAAAAUUACUUUAUUCACUGUUUUUUUCUGGCUAUGUAAUUCUGCAAAUAAAGUGAGAUUUUUUUUCCCA